AUGUGCUUUCUCGUCGAAGGCCAAGACCAUUCGGGCAUGUCUGCUAGAGAGAAGGAUUUGUGUUUCGAGGAGUUUGACGAGCUAGUUACUGGCUGGAUGGGCUACCCAGCAGAGGAUACCACUGCCAACGGACUCUUCGAUGUGCGGAUGGGUCAUGUCUCAGACUAUGGAACCUUCAAAACUGGGACCCCAAUCAACCUGAACCAUAACAGGAAGAUCGAGAUGCUUUACUGGCAGGGCAUGAGCAAGAUUUAG
Messenger RNA from Fusarium odoratissimum NRRL 54006, 255 nucleotides. RefSeq lists its product as uncharacterized. Lineage: Eukaryota; Fungi; Ascomycota; Sordariomycetes; Hypocreales; Nectriaceae. The transcript has a single exon. The record is from RefSeq and is a predicted model, not a curated record. The coding region runs from base 1 to 255 and encodes 84 amino acids.